Penicilliopsis zonata CBS 506.65 is the source of this 597-nucleotide messenger RNA. RefSeq lists its product as hypothetical. The coding region runs from base 1 to 597 and encodes 198 amino acids. Gene Ontology annotation, biological process: ribosome biogenesis; snoRNA guided rRNA pseudouridine synthesis. The record is from RefSeq and is a predicted model, not a curated record. Gene Ontology annotation, molecular function: box H/ACA snoRNA binding. NCBI's taxonomy places the organism in Eukaryota, Fungi, Ascomycota, Eurotiomycetes, Eurotiales, Aspergillaceae. Gene Ontology annotation, cellular component: box H/ACA snoRNP complex. The transcript is spliced from 4 exons.
AUGGUCCAGUGGAGAGGAAUAGCUUCAGGACAAGCUGACAAUUUUUUUCUUCGGAUAGGUCGUGGCGGUUUCCAGCAGUCCUUCGGCCCCCCCGAUCAAGUCUUCGAGAUGGGCUCUGUCAUGCACGCCUGCGAGGGUGAGAUGGUCUGCGAAUCCGUGAACCCCAAGAUUCCCUACUUCAACGCCCCGAUCUACCUCGAAAACAAGACUCCCAUUGGAAAGGUCGAUGAGGUUUUGGGUCCCAUCAACCAGGUGUACUUCACCGUUAAGCCCCAGGAGGGAAUUGUCGCAACCUCGUUCAAGCCCGGCGACAAAGUGUACAUCGGAGGCGACAAGCUCCUUCCCUUGGAGAAGUUCCUUCCCAAGCCCAAGCCCCCGCCGGGUGCGAAACCGAAGAGAGCCGGCGGUGCAGCCCGCGGUGGCAGAGGAGCCCCCCGAGGCCGUGGAGCUCCUCGUGGAGGCAGCCGCGGUGGCUUCUCCCGGGGAGGUGCCCGCGGCGGUAGCAGUUUCUCCAGAGGCGGCCGUGGCGGCAGCGGUGGAUUCUCCCGUGGUAGCAGCAGAGGAGGUCCUCGCGGAGGUUUCCGUGGACGCAACUAA